CCGAGGGCGAUCGAGAUGGUGCGAGGUACGAUGUUAUUUCUGUCAUUCAUUGCAAUAUGUUCGCUCACAUUGCACACGACGUGUCAUGCCCGAGAUUUGGCCAGUGCGAAAUCGCGCAUCAGUCGACGCAAUGUACAAGAGACCGAUGACCAUCAUGUAGGUCAUUUAGAGCCCGCUGCAGAAUCGUCCUCGAUUGCAAAAAUAGGCGAAACCGAUCUCGAGACAGCAGCGACUAAACAUGAUGGUCAUCAUCACGAGUCCGGAGGUGGUCACAAACAUGAAUCUCAUCAUCACGAGGAUCACGGUGGAAAAAGUGAAAAGGGAUACAAGAGUAAUCAUCAUCAUGACAAAGGUGACAGUGGUAAGCACGAUGAGGAGCAUCACUCUGGUCAUCACGAGGAACACGGAGGCAAGAAGAAGGGCCAUCAUGAUGAGCACGAAAAAUACGGCGAGCAUCACGAAGACGAGAAGGGUCAUAAAGGUGGAAAGUUUGGUGAAAAGAAGGGCCAUAAGAAGGGUCAUAAAACUAAAGGUUAUCACAACAAAUUUCAUAAGGACGAGUACCAUAAAGAACAUAAGUUUUACGAUGAUUAUCAUAAGGGUGGACACCAUGAGAAACAUGGUGAUUUCAACGGUCAUCAUGAGAAAAAGGAAGGCCACCAUAAGAAGGGCGGUCAUCAUCAUUCCGGUUAUCACGAAGAUCACCAUGGCAAGAAGGGCCACCAUGAUAAAGGUCAUCACGACGAGGAACAUAAAGGUCAUCAUGGCAAACACGGCCAUGAGGAGCACCAUUCCCAUCACGAUGGGUAUGGCAAGAAAGGCGAUCAUCAUUCCGGAAAGAAGUACGGCUACAAGAAGGGGCAUUAGAGUUGUACGUUCAAAUACGUAUCAAAAAGCGAUUACUCGUUCUACUGUUACGGCUUAUGUACCUGCUCCGGACCAAGUCACGCGACGAAGUCGCGCGAUUGUUGUAUUUUGUACCAUUCUUUAUAUAGAAUAAACGUGCGAAUACUAAC
Molecule: messenger RNA, 1016 nt
Organism: Mycetomoellerius zeteki
Lineage: Eukaryota; Metazoa; Arthropoda; Insecta; Hymenoptera; Formicidae
Product: histidine-rich glycoprotein
Exons: 1
Coding region: 16-867 (283 amino acids)
Source: RefSeq, a predicted model, not a curated record